This is a messenger RNA of Trichomycterus rosablanca, 1700 nucleotides long. It is a transcript of the gene mfap1, whose product is annotated as microfibril associated protein 1. Gene Ontology annotation, biological process: mRNA splicing, via spliceosome. Bases 110 to 1435 code for a protein of 441 amino acids. Gene Ontology annotation, cellular component: U2-type spliceosomal complex. The transcript is spliced from 8 exons. Lineage: Eukaryota; Metazoa; Chordata; Actinopteri; Siluriformes; Trichomycteridae. Gene Ontology annotation, molecular function: RNA binding. The record is from RefSeq and is a predicted model, not a curated record.
CGUUAUCCUACAAAAGGAGACUUUCGUGUCGUGUUGAGUAAACACAUAGCUAACGACAUACAAAGCGGAUAUAUUCUUAAUAUUUUUCGUUUUAUUUACAGCUUUAAUCAUGUCUGGGCAAAACGCUUUAAAUGCUAAACAGCCGCCAAUUCAGUCUACAGCAGGAGCGGUACCGGUCCGAAAUGAUAAAGGUGAGCUUUCUAUGGAAAAAGUGAAGGUGAAGCGAUAUGUGUCGGGAAAGCGUCCAGAUUAUGCUCCAAUGGAGUCCUCAGAUGAAGAGGAGGAUUUCCAGUUCAUCAAGAAAGGAAAGGAGGCUGAACCGGAGAUGGAAAUGGAAGAGGAGGAUGUUUCGGAUCCUCGACUUCGCCGUCUUAAAAAUCGCGUAACGGAAGAUGUGGAAGAAAGACUUGCGCGGCACAGACAGAUCGCUGAACCAGAGCUGAUCGCUGAGAGCAGUGAAGAUUCCGAUGAGGGAACCUGGCACCCGGAGCGAGAGGAGAGCAGUGAAGAGGAGGAGGAGGAGGAAGAGGAGGAAGUGGACGAUGAGGAAAUUGAGAGAAGACGAGCGAUGAUGAGGCAGCGAGCACAGGAGAGGAAGAACGAGGAGAUGGAGGUUAUGGAGGUGGAGGAGGAGGGCAAAUCUGGUGAGGACUCGGCGUCUGAGUCUGAAUACGAGGAAUACACAGACAGUGAGGAAGAAGCGGAACCUCGCUUAAAGCCAGUCUUUAUCCGCAAGAAGGACAGGGUGACUGUGGCUGAACGUGAGGCUGAAGAGCAGAAACAAAAGGAGCUAGAAGUAGAGGCCAAGAAACAAGCAGAGGAAAGGCGGCGAUACACCCUGAAGAUCGUAGAGGAGGAGGCUAAGAAGGAAUUUGAGGAGAACAGACGCACUCUAGCUGCCCUAGACGCUCUGGAUACUGAUGGAGAAAAUGAGGAGGAAGAGUACGAGGCCUGGAAGGUCAGAGAGCUGAAGAGAAUCAAGAGGGACAGAGAGGCUCGGGAAAUGAUCGAGAAGGAGAAGUCAGAGAUUGAGAGGUUCCACAAUCUCACAGAGGAGGAACGCAGAGCCGAAUUGCGAGUCAACGGAAAAGUCGUCACUAACAAAGCAUCAAAGGGCAAAUACAAGUUCCUGCAGAAGUACUACCACAGAGGAGCGUUCUUCUUGGAUGAAGAGCAAGACAUCUUCAAGAGAGACUUCAGUGCACCAACCCUGGAGGAUCACUUCAACAAAACCAUUCUACCAAAAGUCAUGCAGGUCAAGAAUUUUGGUCGUUCUGGACGCACUAAGUACACACAUCUGGUGGACCAGGACACCACGUCAUUCGACUCGGCUUGGGCUCAGGAGAGUGCACAGAACAGCAAGUUCUUCAAACAAAAGGCAGGAGGAGUGAGGGACGUGUUUGAACGGCCAACAGUACAGAAGAGGAAGACCUAAGAGACUUUUUGGACAAAUAUAGCAGGGCUUCUCAACGUCAGUUAAAGCCGUUAAUGCAGAGUUAAUGAUUUGUGUGUUGUUAACUGUUUUUACCCCUAUUUUUUUGGUUCCCUUCUUUGUUUAUACGAUGUAGCUCAGUUGCUGCAUUCAGUUCAUCUUGGUUUAUUUUAUUUUAGUUUUGUACGUGAUUUCUUUACAAAACUUUAUCCUGUUUAGAUCUUUGUAUACAUUUUAUUUGGCAUUGUAAAUAAAUUACCAUAACGCA